CAUUUCAAUGAUACAGGCAACACAGACGAGCAGGCCGCCUCCUUCUGCAGGACCAAGACGUCUCACAGACUUCGAGUCGUGUCUGAAGUGGAGCUUUUCAUGGACAAUAUCCUCAGCUUCCAUAGCUUAACCUGCAAAAGGUGCACUUCAUCCUUCAAGAUUCAAGAGCUCUAGAAGUCGUAGAUGGAUUAUUAUCGAUGCGGAGUGGAGUCUUUUAAGGAACUAGUGACGCUGCAGAGCAGGCCACGCUCCAACUUGAAGUGUUGGAGUGAAAAUCCUUGACCGUGAAAGGUCAGAAUAUUGUACUUAAGAACGCACAAGUUGAUCUCUGAAUAGAAGUGGACCACAAUCUGGAACGCAGCUGCUGUGCAGCAAAACCACAAUGUAUUAUUGAAGUGCAUGAUUCAACAUAAUAGCGUGUGCUCUUUGGCUCCUCUCGUUUUUGUGAUGCCUCAAAAGAAAGCAAAGCCUGAAGCUAAUCUCCUCACACAGCUGCUUUGUCAGCACUUUCCACGACUGAAAACAAACAGAGAUGAGCAGCACCAAUAACAAUGAUCUCCCUCUUGCUCCCCUGGAGUCCUCUGCUGUCAUGAACAUUUCGAUGAGGAACCCGCCUCAGCGCCGCCGCUCAAUGGGCCCAGUCUCGCCCAAACGCAUCUACAGAAACCUGUCGGUCCGACUCAGAGGAGGGGAGCCAUCGGCUGCAGAGGAGGCAGACACACCCAGGCAUGUCGGCAAGGCAGAAGCUUACAAGACCCUGUGGGAGGCGGUGGAGAACGAAGACACCCUGGCCGUGCAGAGCCUGCUCUCCAGAGACAAGAGCAAUGGGACUGGAGGAGGGGGGAGCAUGUGGGAGAGAGGGGAGCGCAAAGAGAGGGACUGGGAGAGAGAGCGGGAGAGAGGGGUGAACCGGGUGAGCGAACAGGGACUGGUCCCCUUGGAUGUCGCUGCUCUCACCCACAACUCCCCCCUGAUGCACGUGUUGACUCGUGCAGGAGCCAAACAUAACCCAGUUUUGUGCCAGCCGGGCGAGUGGGCAGUGAAGCUGGGUGCUCUGGUUGCUCUGGCUGGACAGAGGGUGGAGGAGUGGAAGGCAGAGUUGGUGAAGAAGACUGGGGCAGGACCUCAGGGACAAGCUGACGUUCACCGACAGAUCCGUCUCUGGAGUCUUCGGCUGCAACUCUACUGCAGGAUGAAGGAAAACUUCCAGAACACAGAGCUGCCAGGUCCACCCAGUCAUGUGUCGGUGCUGGUGACCAGUACGUCGUCUCUGUUCGUGGUCAUCAAAGAGCCCGAGGGCAGCAACAUGGGUCUGAUCACUCGCUACAAAGUGGAGUGGAGCAGCACAGAAAGCUUCAAAAAUGUCCUGGGCUCAGCUGAAGUCACCGAGACCAAGAACCCCUCCUACAGCAUCAGGGGACUCACCACAGGAGUGCAGUACUCGGUGAGAGUCCGCGCCUACAACGUGAAGGGAUGGGGGCCGCCGCAGGACUCCACCCCCGGCAGCAUCGCCCCUUCCAGUUGGAGGCAGUGUGUGGGUGUGAAGUCACAGUUCAGAAAUCCUCAGGGUCUGGUCAAGAAGCUGCUGGAGGACGCCAAGGAGCCUCACUACCGAGCGUACUGCAUAGUCAGUUCCAAACCUCAAAGUCCCAGCAAGCGUCUAUCCAUGUCCCGGGGCAUCAAACAGCUCUUCCAGUCCGCCACCAAGUUUGUUCGCCUCCUUCAAAGGGGCGUCUAUCUUGCCACCGUGUUCUACUACAAGGAAAGCCUCCUGCUGACGGGGGAAGAUCAGCUACCACUGGUGGAGAUCCAGUGCUGCACCACCUCCUUCACUCACGACUUCCUGUGGUUCGCCAAGUUGUCCUGUGCGUGGCAGCAGGUGCCCUGGCUGCAGCAGGCCCUGUCCACGGCACACUCCUCCCCCUCCUCCCUCCUCCAGAACCGCCACAACAUCCUCAGAGCCGUUUCUCAGCUGCAGUCUUCGCUGGGAACAAUGGACCUUGGUCAGGUCUACUACGAACCGCUGAAGGAUCGUCAGGGCAACAUCCUACUGGUGACCCUGAAGGAGUUGUCUGGUCCCCCCAGUCCGCCCGACCCUCCUUUCCAUUGGCUGCCUCUGGCUCGUCUGGAAAAGAACCGCAGCAGGACGCCUCUGCUGCCUGAGCCCACUGCCAUGGACAUGUUGUAUGAGAAGCUGAAGGACAAACUGUCCUUCCACAGGCACAGCCUCCAGUGGGCUCAGUCGGGUCUCUACGUGGGCAUCCUCAAGCUGUGCAGCUCGGUGGAGCAGAUCCGGGUGCUGGUGCCGCAGAGGCUGCCCAACCUGCUGUGCCACACGCGGGUCCGGCACAACGCACACGUGUCCAGGGAGGAGUGGGAGUGGCUGCAGAGUCACAACUACACCGCAGCCUCCGAGCCGGCCGCGGACCUGUUGAGCAGCGAAGACGAGAGUCCGGAGAUCAGCAGUCUGCCGGAGUUCAUCCGGUCCCUGAGAGCGGCCGUCACACUCCUCCUCACCAAGCUCAACAUCCCCCUCUACAGGGCGUACCAAUAUGGCGUCUACACUCGGGAACUGCUGCAGUUCGGCGAAAACAUUUCUCUUCUUCUGCUGCUGCCGCCCAGCGAGGACUUCAGCUCCAGCUACUGGCCUCUAGUGGGCACCAAAGAGCCGGGGCUCACGCUGCCGCUGCAGAUCUUUGAGCUGGUUCACUUCUGGACGUACGAGCGGGACUUCCUGUCCGAGUACUGCCAGGCCUGGGUGAGGCUGGAGCUGGACACCCACCUGGCCCAGCAGGCUCUCCGGGAGGCGCUGGACACCAAGGAGGUGCAGGAGGCCCGGGAGCGACUGAGCCACGUCACCGACAUGGCACACCGACUGGACAUGGUGUGGCGGGACGCCCGAUGGGUCAUGGACUGUCUUCAGUGUGUCCGCUCCAAACAGUGGGUUGGAGCGGUGCCACUGGGUUUGGUGAUGGGAGGAGACCCGCCGCCACGUCCUGACGGCGAGGAGGAGGAGGAGAGUCUGACCGCCAGACUGACCUGGCCCCACCGGAUGCUGUCCCAGAGGACCGCCACAGAAUGUCUGAUGAGCACGACACCUCCCAACGUGGUCACAGCCGAGGUCUCCACUCCUGCUGGGAUGAUGGUGGUGCCCGAAGAGUCGGCCCUGGACCUGGUGGAGGGCGUGGCAAAGGGAGGUUACCCCGUGGACAUCACCGCCCAGUCCACUUUGGACCUGACUUCCAUUGGCCAGACGGAGCUGGGCUGCUCCGGCUCCUUGAUCGAGUCGGCUCUGGAGUCUGUCGCCGUGGCCCAGCUGGAGGCGGACUACACGGCCAUGGUGAUUCAGGAGUCCUAUGGCGAGAACCCGGAUUUCCCACCAAGCAUCACGGAGGUGAUCCAGCCCAUGGAGAUGGCUGAGCUGGUGGACAUCCUGCCCACGCUGACUCGCAUCGAAGAAGAGACGCCGACUGACCCGUCGACGCCGUCGGUCAUCGACAUGCUGGAGAGUUUGGGACUGGGUCUGGGAGAAUCCCAGGCUUUCUUCCACUUGGAGAGUUCCAAUGUGCCGAAUGGAGCUGGGUCUCUGUCGGACCCUCUCCUGGACAGCAGGAAUGCAAACAAACUCUGUGAGAACCCGUCGAGGCAUGACCCGGACACGUGUGAACAAAAUGGUUCUAUGUCUGGGGGGAAUGUACCCAGCUGGAAUUCCACUCCAGAAGAGAAGGAACACCCAAAAAUUCCAAACAGAGUGGGCUUCCCCGUCAGGAACCACGUGGAGUGGGACAGAACCUCCAGUAGUUGAUGAGUCUGCAGCAUAGAUCGUGGUGACAUGGAAGCAUCUUGGACCAGCCUGACUUGAGUCACCAGAGCGAGUUAUGCUUGGAGCAGACUUGCCAGCCUUUUACUCACAGAAUGUUGGGGUUUCACUUGGUAGUUUUUAUGUCUGGAGAUGGUGGGGGAGAAUCUGGGUUUGAUUCGACUGUUGUUUUAGUCUUUAAAAUUAUAAUGGACACUGUGAAAGUGGAUAUUUAGACGUGUCCCAGUGGUCAGAUCAAACUCAGUUUUAGUUUCAAAACACAACAGAGUUCGUGGCAUAAAUAAUGAAGAUAAGGUCUUCUCCACGUCUGGAUCAGACUGAGCGUUGCUGUUUGGCUGCAUCAGCUGGUCACGAUAAUAAAAGUCUCCUCAAACCACCAACAUGUCGGUUUUCACCCGCGAGAAUCACGACACUUGAUUUCCCCUUGUAAUGUCACGUUUUACACGUAAAUAAAGAAACGAGUUUGGCCUCAAUCAUUUUAAUACGGCUGCUGCCCUCA
Messenger RNA from Synchiropus splendidus (mandarinfish), 4319 nucleotides. Its product is annotated as ankyrin repeat and fibronectin type-III domain-containing protein 1-like. The transcript is spliced from 22 exons. Lineage: Eukaryota; Metazoa; Chordata; Actinopteri; Syngnathiformes; Callionymidae. Bases 533 to 3805 code for a protein of 1090 amino acids. Gene Ontology annotation, biological process: regulation of establishment of bipolar cell polarity; establishment of mitotic spindle orientation. Gene Ontology annotation, cellular component: spindle. Gene Ontology annotation, molecular function: protein binding. The record is from RefSeq and is a predicted model, not a curated record.